Molecule: messenger RNA, 222 nt
Organism: Blepharisma stoltei
Lineage: Eukaryota; Ciliophora; Heterotrichea; Heterotrichida; Blepharismidae
Source: the annotation of a GenBank genome assembly
AUGCAUUGAAAAAAUUUAUAUCCGCAACACAUGGCACGAUAUCAAAAAUCAGGACUUUAUAAUUUCGAGCAAUUAACUAUACUUAAAAUAGAUGAAUUGAAAUCAAUUCAAAGUUUAUAUAUGAAUGAUAUUUAUGCCAGAAAUUUAGAUACUAUCCUAGCGAUCAUUGAGAAAUGCUUGACAAGAUUUAUUGAAGAAAAAAUACAAAGAUUUGGGUGAUAA